Messenger RNA from Carassius carassius (crucian carp), 2130 nucleotides. RefSeq names its product melatonin receptor type 1A-A-like. Gene Ontology annotation, biological process: G protein-coupled receptor signaling pathway. Lineage: Eukaryota; Metazoa; Chordata; Actinopteri; Cypriniformes; Cyprinidae. The transcript has 2 exons. The record is from RefSeq and is a predicted model, not a curated record. Gene Ontology annotation, molecular function: melatonin receptor activity. Gene Ontology annotation, cellular component: membrane. The coding region runs from base 276 to 1331 and encodes 351 amino acids.
UUUACAGACAGCAUCUCCCAUCCAUGGGCAUUUGAGAAGAACUUAACUUGCUGUCGGAUGUCACACACCAACAAUCUGAUGUAGACAGAAAGCUAUAAAAGUGCGGACACAUGUUCGCGCUCAGACCACGAAGGCGUGCGCUCCAUCGAGGACCAUGAUCUGAUAACAGACCUUCAUUUUACGCACGUUUACGCAAACGCAAUAACAGCCACAUGGUUUUCCCAUUGGAAUCAGAUCGUAUGAUUUAUGGCGAGGAUUACUGAAGUGAAGAUAAAAUGAAAAUAAAUGGCAGUCGCUUGAUGAACAGUUCUUCACUGAGCCCUCACGAGAUCACUCUGAAUCGCCCACCCUGGGUCGCCACAACUUUGGGCAGCUUUCUGAUCUUCACUAUCGUGGUUGAUGUAUUGGGGAACCUCUUGGUGAUCUUCUCUGUAUACAGAAACAAGAAACUUCGAAACGCAGGGAACUUAUUUGUGGUGAGCCUGGCAGUAGCUGACCUGGUGGUAGCGGUCUAUCCUUAUCCUCUCGUGCUGGUCUCCAUUGUCCAUAAUGGAUGGAAUUUGGGAUUUGUCCACUGCCAGAUCAGUGGAUUCCUGAUGGGACUAAGCGUGAUUGGAUCUAUAUUUAACAUCACUGGCAUUGCCAUCAAUCGCUACUGCUAUAUCUGUCACAGCCUCAAGUAUGACAAGCUAUACAGUGACAAGAACUCGCUUUGCUACAUCCUUCUCAUCUGGAUACUGACAGUGGUCGCUAUAGUGCCAAACUUUUAUGUCGGCUCCCUGCAGUACGACCCCAGGGUCUACUCGUGUACGUUUGUGCAGUCGGCUAGCUCAGCGUACACCAUCGCCGUAGUGUUCUUCCAUUUCAUUCUUCCAAUCAUGAUUGUGACAUACUGCUACCUGCGGAUCUGGAUUUUGGUGAUCCAGGUGCGGAGACGCGUCAAACCCGAGUUCCGGCCCAAACUCACGCCACACGACAUAAGGAACUUCGUUACCAUGUUUGUGGUGUUCGUUCUUUUUGCCGUCUGCUGGGCCCCUCUCAAUUUCAUCGGCUUGGCGGUCGCUAUAAACCCUGAGCGGGUUGCGCCUCUCAUUCCAGAGUGGUUUUUUGUAUUCAGUUAUUUCAUGGCCUAUUUCAACAGCUGCCUUAAUGCUAUAGUCUAUGGACUGCUGAACCAGAACUUCAGACGAGAGUACAAAAAAAUUAUUAUCUCACUCUGUACUGCAAAGAUGUUCUUUCCAGAGAGUUCAAACGAUGCUGCGGAUCGGAUGAAAAGCAAGCCAUCUCCUUUAAUGACAAACAACAACCAAGUCAAAGUAGAUUCGGUAUGAAAACACCUAAAAGGACACUGUGAACAAAAACCUAAUAAGCAGUUCAGCUGCUUUCAAAAGCAAUAUUUAUAACCUACAUACACAUGUAUGUAUUUUUUGUACCUUUUGCUUUUACAAGAAGGUGCAUUGCAAAUAUCUUGCUUUGUCUCAGUGUUUACAAGUUCAUAAUUUUAGGCAUUUUUUUUAUUAUUAUUACUUUAUAUACAGUAGAUACAUUCAUUUUUUGUUCAUGACAUCAAAAAAUUAAUGCUACAAAUCAGUGCACAGACUGUCAUACAGUACAUGAAAAACAAUGUGCCAACUGAGCAGAUCAGUAGCCCUUAAUCCUGGUAAGUGCUCAAAAAGUUAUGAUCAUUAUCAUAUUGUUUUUAUUUUUAAUUUUUUUUUAAGUUUGGUUAUUUUCUGAUGUUGUUAAGAAGCUGUCUGCAGCGCAUGCCAAAUAAUGCAUUGGCAAAAUAAUAAUUUGUUUAUUGUACUCAAGUAUGUUUUUUCUAGGUAACCUGGUUUUAAUUGGAAAGACAAAUAAUGAAAACAACAGUAUUUGUCCCAUAUUUGAAAGCAAAUGUCUUUAGGUUCCUGUGACAGAUUUAAAACUGGGUUCAUGUAAAUGUAGGGAAGCUCUUAAAAGAAUAGUUACCCAAAGAUGAUCAUGUAUACACCCUUAUGUCGUUCUGUAUGAUUUUCUGCAGAACACAACAGAAGAAAUUUUGAAGAUUGUUUCUGUCCAUACAUUGAAUGUCAAUGGUGUCCGAUUCUCGCAUAGUCAGACUGAAGGUCUGGAAUCCAUGGCAGCUUUCUU